Molecule: messenger RNA, 2175 nt
Organism: Penicillium daleae
Lineage: Eukaryota; Fungi; Ascomycota; Eurotiomycetes; Eurotiales; Aspergillaceae
Product: fungal specific transcription factor domain-containing protein
Exons: 5
Coding region: 1-2175 (724 amino acids)
Biological process (GO): DNA-templated transcription
Molecular function (GO): zinc ion binding; DNA binding
Source: RefSeq, a predicted model, not a curated record
AUGAACGCUGACAUCGUGAAUAUCAGAUACAGUCCGGACAAAAGUGCGGUACGCGCUCUCAAUGAGGACAAUAUCGUUCCACUUUUUGGGCAUUCAAAUAACGAUCCUCAUCACGGAGCCGGAGAGACCGACGCGCUAGCAAUACGCGCUCCUGGCCAUCCACCUGAUGUCUGCAAUCAGUUUGAAAAUCUGCUGCAGCAAGUUCCAGUGGAUGGCGAUACGAAAACAGGAUCCACGCCCGAAAAAGAAAUUCCAUUUCAAGAAAUCGGCUGUCUUGUCGUUGAUAACUACCAUAAACUCAGUUUGCGCCAGCGAGACUUUUUGAACAGUGAAGGUGUCUUUCAGGUCCCAAGUCUAACCAUCAUGGGAAUUUUGCUCGACCAGUACUUUAUUCACGUCGAUCCGUACCUACCCCUUAUUGGUGAAAACGACUUCUGGCACCGGCAUACCCGUACAUCUGGUGAAGAUACUCGAAUUUCUUCUGAUUCGAUAUCACUGUUUGUUUUCAACUCUAUGAUGGUGGCGUGUAGUGCGUACCUCACCCAUGAGACGCUUCAAAAAGCCGGGUGGCCGAGUAGUCGGGCUGCCCGUAAGGUCUUCUACGAUCGUGCAAAAUCCCUGUUCGACUUCGGUUUGGUAAAAGAUUCACUGUCAAUUUCGCAGGGCUCGGUUCUCCUCGCUGAGCAAUGCCUAUCAUCAGACAAUCAUGCUGGUUGCGCCUGGCUAGAUGUUGCCAUCCACCAUGCGCGCCUCCUUGGAGCACACAACUGCCACAACUUCAUUAUCGGACUCGGUCAGGAUAAAAAAGAAGCACGAAUGAAACGGCAACUUUGGCGGUGUAUUAUCAUUCGUGACAUGCUCAUUUCUAUGGGUUUGCGUGUGCCCGCCAAGGUCAUUCGCGCUCAUUUUGACUUGAAUGACAUUUUAUCAACAGUUGAUGAGGACUUCAACAAUAACCCUUACCUUUUCCAGGCAUUCCAUAUGUUAAGCAGAAGCACUUUAGCUCAACUCUUCGGUAUCCAGCUUCGCCUCGCAUUAAUCGCUAUAGAUGUCUCCACUCUCGUCUAUAGUCCGUCUCCUGAUUUUACGGCAUGGUGGUUUUCCUUCGUCGAUUUCAGAAAGGUAACACAUGAAAUUAGAAGGGUAGAAGCAGAGUUGGACCAGUGGGCCACAGCUUCCAUCGCUUCUGUCUUUACAGCUCUAUCAGACACUUUACCAUUUUCGUCCGCCGUGAAAUCAUAUGGGCAGCUCAUUUUAAUUCAUUAUCAUAUUAUCCGACUUGCCUUGUCCCAGCAUGAGAUGCUUAUUUUGGAAACUUGCAAGCGUUACUAUGACAACAAUCAUUAUCUUUUCCGGCUUUUCGAAAACAACGAUACGCUAAAGCGCUCUAUAAAUGUUAUCUGCGAAGGAGCUAAGUACCUUGCGACUAUGCCUGUUGGUAUGGUGCACCUCCCAAUCGGAAUGCUAUCGUUUAGUGCCUUGCCUCUCAUUUUAAAUUCUCUCCAAAGGCACCUGCUUGAGACGGAUUCCCAACGCCUGGCAAGGGAAGAAAACAUACAAUAUGUCGAAAGGGCAAUAAAGAUCCUUGAGCGCCAAUAUGACAUUACAGACGACAUUCUUGCAUAUGUUUACAAGAUAAGCUCGUUUCUUUCUGAUAAACACCAGCUUGGUCUCUUCCGUAUGCGGCACGGGCCUCACGAGCAUGACCUGCAAGCAACGUUUUCAGCAACAUGUCCGGGUAAAGAUUGGGUUACGGCCUGGUGCGAAAGAUUCCUAGUCGACCCCCAUGUCUAUUUACGCCUGUCCAAACUUCUUGACUGGACACUGUCACACGGACAGUUUCCACAGGAGAAUGAAAUAUGUAUGCUUUAUGUGCGAUUGGGAAUCGGUAUAGAGCUAUACGCGUUGGAUUCCUCAAUUGAGGUAUCGACUGAGAUGGCAUUUCCCGCAGUACCAUAUACUGAUCAUCUCGUUCGUUAUGGGCACAAAAUGUCGGGAAAUCCCUCCGUUCGGGAAGGGCAUGACAAGGAACACUCAGGCCAAAAAAUAUCCAGUGCUGUCAAUGUUGAUAGGGAGAUCAGUUGUGUGGAUCUUUCCCAAGAUGAUGAGAUGAUAGAAAUUAUAUGGAACACACUGGGGUUGCCGGGGUCGUUCUCCACCUUCGUGAACGGUUGA